CUGGAAUUAAUGAUGGUGGAUUCUUAGGUUUUUUGCUCGGAAUUUAUUAAGGAAUUAUGGGAAUUAUUAUUAAGCCUACUGUAGGAAUAUACGAUUUAUUAAUCACCAUUAUUGAAGGCAUAAAGAAUACAGCAAUAUAUGAAGAACAUAUUAUGGAUACUCGAUAUAGACCACCAAGAAUCUUUGGAGAUAACAAUUAAUUGAUACCUUUCAAUUUUAAGCAUGCAAUUGGAACUGAUAUUAUAAGGAGAUAUAAAUUGAAAGUUAUUGAUGGAGAAAGUAUUAUCUUCUUUGAUCAACUUAAUAUAUCUGAUGGAGAUAAAAAAAAGUAGGAAGCAUAGAUUGUGCUGACAGACUCAAGAAUUGUUUAUGUUUUAGUAAUAUUUUAAAUUAAUAAAUUUAGUCUCAUUCAUCUAUACAUUGUGAUAAGAUAAUGAUUUACAAAAUUAAAUCAAUAAAAUAUAAUGCUGAUUCUAAGCUACUAGAUUUUAAGCUUCAUACACCUGUUAGAAAAUCUUGGUUUUAAGCAAAUUCAACAAAAUAUACUUUAAAAUAUGAAAGCAAAAUCAAAGCAAUAAAAUUGGCUGAACAAAUUUAGAAAUCUUUUAAAGAUAAAUACAAUAUUAAAUUUUAAAAUUUUGAGGAUGAUGUUAUUGAUAAAAAAUGA
This is a messenger RNA of Paramecium sonneborni, 667 nucleotides long. Lineage: Eukaryota; Ciliophora; Oligohymenophorea; Peniculida; Parameciidae. The record is from the annotation of a GenBank genome assembly.